UCCAUUUGAUUGAUCACCACAUUAUUUAGAGGGCGGGACUUUUCAGAAAUCGUAUAUAUAACGCAAUCAUCACAGACUUUCACAUUGACUACAAAAUCUAUAAGUAACAUUUAAUUAUGGUUCGAUUUUCAGUCGUAUUUGUUUUUGUUGUAGUUUUCGUCAAGUAUAAAGCCGUAGCGCUACCAGGAUGUUUCUUUGAUGUGAUGACCAAUGCCGGCACUGCACCUUUAAUAAUUCAAGGCGUAAGGGAAUUUACAGAACCUUCAGCUAAUGGAAGCAUUCACGUUGGAUUUAGAGAAGGUAUGAUCGUUGCUUGUCCAGGAGGACAAUUCACACCACCUGGCUUAUACGCACUUGGCCAGAGCAUGAUCUGCAUAGAAGGUACAACGAUCAGAAUUGGAACAGCACUUACUUUGGACCUUGCUAACUUCAUAUGCACUGACAGAGCAAGACCAUAUAUAGAAAUGAAACACACCGACUUAUAUUGUGAGAACUCUACUCAUCCCGUUAAAAUAGGCUAUUCUAUUGCAAUGUACACAACCGAUCUACAAUUUUUUCCCGUCUAUUCGGUUUGCUUUCGACUUCUUAGUGGUAUUCCGUUAUAUGUCAAACACAAAGUAAAUAAAUGGGCACGAUCUGGCCAGAAUUAUCCAAAAGCACCCAGAUAUGUGUUUGAUUUUUAUCUAAUCAAUUCGAACGCAGACGAAGAGUACGACAAUUAUGAAACUAGAUUCAAAGAAAUGGGUCUCCAAGAGUACAUCAAUGAUCAACAUUAUUUAACGAAGGGACAGCUGGCUCCAUAUGAUGACUUUGUUUAUGCUGUUCAAAGAGACGCGACUUAUAAUUUAGUUAAUGUUGCUUCACAGUGGAAUACUUUCGAUGAAGGCAACUGGAGGUCACUAGAAAAUGGAAUUAUAAAUCUGUUACAAAGUCAAGAUAUCGAAGGUGCCACAAUUUUAACGGGAACCUUAAAAUUAGCUACUUUGACAAAUUCCACCGGAGAUGAAGUUGAACUUCGUAUUGCAGUACAUAUUGUAGUUCCAAGAUGGUUUUGGAAGAUUGUUUAUUUUCCAGAGCUGCACUUCGGUGCAAUCUUCUUCGGAUAUAAUAAUCCUUACGUGAACAAGUUUCUCGUUGACGCGGAAUUUUUGACGGAAAUAUGUUCCACGGAUGUCUUCGGAACGUUACAAAGUAGUUGGAUGUUGAAUGAUAUUGACAACACAGACCCAUUUUUGGGAUAUACCUAUGCUUGUCCAUUGAACACUGUUCAAAUAAUUGAUCCCCUUAUUGGUGAAAUUGUUACUAAUUUUCUUGCAGAACUAAAUGUGACUAGUUUUGGAAUAUUUCCCGAAGUCGUUUAGACAAGACCGGAUAUAUAUAUAUAUAUAUAUAUAUAUAUAUAGUAGUAGCAGCGUAGAUUGUUUAAAUAAUAUUCGUUUAUCUAGUAAUGUGCAUUACUAGAAAUUCAACUUGUUUUUGUAUGGUGUCCAGUAAAAAAUUUGCUGGUUGUGGGUGUUUUACUGCUAUGAGUAUGGCACUAAAGUUUUCGGCGUGAUACGUUCAGAGCAACUGUUCCUCUAAUGGAGUCUGUUAUAGCAGAAGUAAAAAUAAAAUGUAAAAUCUUAAAAAAAAUAAAAAAAACUAUUUUCUUAA
Molecule: messenger RNA, 1653 nt
Organism: Zophobas morio
Lineage: Eukaryota; Metazoa; Arthropoda; Insecta; Coleoptera; Tenebrionidae
Exons: 2
Coding region: 117-1361 (414 amino acids)
Biological process (GO): apoptotic DNA fragmentation
Cellular component (GO): mitochondrial inner membrane; nucleus
Molecular function (GO): single-stranded DNA endonuclease activity; RNA endonuclease activity; metal ion binding
Source: RefSeq, a predicted model, not a curated record